GCCUAUCUUUCUUUAUUUUUUACCCCACUUUACAACGCACACACACGCACACAUAGUUAUACACACACACACACACACAUACAUACACACAUACACAGCAACGGAAAUAGUCUCAACCUAUUAUUAGGAAGUGAAUCUGCAUGCAUCACCUUUUUGUUUAUUUAUCUUGUUCUUUGAUUCAAUCAAUUAAAUUUAUGUCACUCGAAGACAUGGUCGCCUUUUCAUGACAGCCAUUUACUCCACAGCAAUCGGAUUUUUUAUUUAACCGGCCAGCGGAUAUACCCUGCAGACAACAAGCCUCCAAGUCACGCAUUUUUUCGGUCCAAUUUGGUGCGAGCGAAAACAUACUCCACUUUCUUAUAACAAAAAGCAAUGUCUCAGCAAGCGAAGGAAGCCGCCAAGCGAUUGAGUGGAAUGUUCCCCAAGGGAUCCGGUAAGGGCGUUGGCUCUGCUGCCGGUGCUCUUGUCGUUCUCGGUGCUUUGGGCUAUGGUGUCAAUGCCUCGCUCUUCAACGUUGACGGUGGUCACAGAGCUAUCAAAUACACUCGUCUUUUUGGUGUCCAAAACACCGUCUACAACGAAGGUACUCACUUUGUCAUUCCCUGGUUCGAAUCACCUAUUGUCUACGACGUCCGUGCUAAGCCCCGCAAUGUCGCUUCGCUUACUGGUACCAAGGAUUUGCAAAUGGUCAACAUUACUUGCCGUGUCUUGUCCAAGCCUCGCGUCGACCAGCUGGCUACUGUGUACCGCACGCUCGGCCAAGAUUACGACGAACGUAUUCUUCCCUCGAUUGUCAACGAAGUGCUCAAGUCGGUUGUAGCUCAAUUCACUGCCUCGCAGCUUAUUACCCAGCGUGAACGUGUCUCGCGUCUUGUGCGUGAAAACUUGGUUCGCCGCGCUCUUCGCUUCAACAUCAUUCUUGACGACGUUUCGAUCACCCAUGUCGGUUUCUCGCCUGUCUUUGAGUCUGCCGUCGAAGCCAAGCAGAUUGCCCAGCAGGAAGCUCAGCGUGCUGCUUUCGUUGUUGACAAGGCUCGCCAGGAGAAGCAAUCCAUCAUUGUCCGCGCUCAGGGUGAAGCCAAGUCUGCUGAACUCAUUGGUGAGGCUAUCAAGAACAAGCCUGGUUUCUUGGAACUCAAGCGUAUCGAGGCUGCUCGUGAAAUUGCCACCAUCAUCUCGCGAUCGGGCAACAGAGUCAUGUUGGAUUCUGACACCUUGUUGCUCAAUGUCAACUCUUCUGUCAAUACCAAGGAUGGCAAGAGCAAAUAAAUUUUUCAUCUAAGGAAAAGUUAAUGAUAUACAGCUAUAGUUGAUAUAUAGUUUAUUGGGGAGAAUCAUUUAAAGUUUGUUUAUAGUCUCAUUGGUAAAAAAAAAGUAUCCCGUCUUUACACAAAUUACACCAUUAAAAAACUUUUUCAUUUGUAAAA
Zychaea mexicana is the source of this 1427-nucleotide messenger RNA. RefSeq names its product prohibitin-2. The record is from RefSeq and is a predicted model, not a curated record. Gene Ontology annotation, biological process: mitochondrion organization. NCBI's taxonomy places the organism in Eukaryota, Fungi, Mucoromycota, Mucoromycetes, Mucorales, Lichtheimiaceae. Bases 373 to 1269 code for a protein of 298 amino acids. Gene Ontology annotation, cellular component: mitochondrion; membrane. The transcript is spliced from 3 exons.